UGAGUGUAACACCAACAGACUUCAGUCAAAGGAACCUUCCAAGCAACUCAUAUAAAACUUCUGGUAGCUUUAAAUUAACUAGUUGCUCACCUGGAAAGAUACUGCUAUUGUUUCUUUCAGCACACAUGGAGGAAGGCAACAAACUUUGUAACCCUGGCUAAUAAGACUGUGUUUUUCUUAUUAAAAGUAGGAGGUAGGCCAACUGUAAAAGGAUUAUUUUAUACUUAGCCUGCAGGACUUUACCUCUGCCUGAACACUGGACAUAAACUGGAGCCAAUUUUAAUGACCUGAGAUUUUGCUACCUGUGCUUUAUUAUUGUUAUCAGUUCUUUAACACUUUAGUUCUUUAUUUCUUUAAAUUAGAAAUGGGUUUCUGGACUAGAAUGUGGCCCAGAGACUGGGCUGUUCUCAUAAAAUCAUGGCUUAUCUUUUCCCUGGGGCUCUACAUGCAGGUCUCUAAAACUGUGGCUUGUCCAAAAGUGUGCCGCUGUGACCGAAACUUUGUCUACUGUAAUGAGCGAAGCCUGACCUCAGUGCCUCUUGGGAUACCAGAGGGUGUAACCGUCCUCUACCUCCACAAUAACCAAAUUAAUAAUGCUGGAUUUCCUGCAGAGUUGCACAAUGUUCAGUCUGUGCACACAGUCUACCUGUAUGGCAACCAGUUGGAUGAAUUCCCCAUGAACCUGCCCAAGAAUGUCAGGGUUCUCCACCUGCAGGAAAACAACAUUCAGACCAUAUCUCGGGCUGCCCUUGCUCAGCUAUUGAAGCUGGAAGAACUGCACCUGGAUGACAACUCCAUCUCCACUGUUGGGGUUGAGGAUGGGGCAUUCCGAGAAGCCAUCAGCCUCAAGCUUCUGUUCUUGUCCAAGAAUCACUUAAGCAGCGUACCAGUAGGCCUUCCAGUGGACUUACAAGAACUUCGAGUAGAUGAAAACCGCAUUGCUGUCAUUUCAGACCUGGCUUUCCAGAAUCUUACAAGUUUGGAGCGUCUGAUUGUGGAUGGCAAUCUCCUUACUAAUAAAGGCAUAGCUGAAGGCACCUUCAGCCACCUCUCCAAGCUCAAGGAAUUCUCAAUAGUGCGGAAUUCACUGACCUACCCUCCUCCUGAUCUUCCAGGUACACAUCUGCUAAGGCUCUACUUGCAGGACAACCAGAUAACCCAUAUACCACUUACAGCCUUUUCAAAACUCCAUAAACUGGAACGUCUUGAUAUUUCCAACAAUCAGCUUCGGAUGUUGGUAAAGGGGGUAUUUGAUAAUCUCCACAACCUAAGACAACUCACUGUAAGGAAUAAUCCCUGGUUGUGUGACUGCAGUAUAAAGUGGGUCACUGAAUGGCUCAAAUUUAUUCCUUCUUCCAUCAAUGUACGGGGUUUUAUGUGCCAGCGACCAGAACAGGUCCGAGGUAUGGCAGUCAGGGAACUCAAUAUGAAUAUGUUGUCAUGCCCCACCACCACUCCUGGUCUGCCACUUAUCAUCACCCCAGUCCCAGCUACAGCCAAGCCAACUACAUUAGUUUCCCCCUCAUCCAUUCCUCCUCCAAGCAGCAGGUAUCCUCUGACUCCCACCAUAGUCACACUCCCCACUGUGCCUGACAGGGAGGACAGAGAAAGGGUGACACCUCCUAUAUCUGAACGGAUUCAACUCUCUAUCCAUUUUGUGAAUGACACUUGCAUCCAGGUUAACUGGAUAUCUCUUUUUACCGUGAUGGCAUAUAAACUCACAUGGGUUAAAAUGGGCCAUAGUCUGGUAGGAGGAAUUGUUCAGGAGCGUAUAGUUAGUGGUGAGAAGCAACACUUGAGCUUGGUAAAUCUGGAGCCCAAAUCCACGUAUCGGAUUUGCUUGGUUCCACUGGAUGCUUAUAAUAAUUACCGAACAGGAGAAGACACUGUCUGUUCAGAAGCCACAACCAAGGCUUCCUUUUUGAACAAUGGCAGCAACAUCCCCUCCAGCCAUGAGCAGACAACUUCUCAGAACUUGGGCUCCCCAUUUCUGCUGGCAGGGUUGAUUGGGGGUGCAGUGAUAUUUGUCCUCGUGGUCCUGCUCAGCAUUUUUUGCUGGCACAUGCACAAAAAGGGUCGUUACACCUCCCAGAAGUGGAAAUACAACCGGGGCCGUCGGAAAGAUGACUACUGUGAGGCAGGGACCAAGAAGGACAACUCCAUCCUGGAGAUGACGGAAACCAGCUUCCAGAUCGUCUCCUUAAAUAACGAUCAGCUCCUUAAAGGAGAUUUCAGACUGCAGCCCAUAUAUACCCCAAACGGGGGCAUUAACUACACAGACUGCCAUAUCCCCAACAACAUGCGAUACUGCAACAGCAAUGUCUCAGACCUGGAGCACUGUCAUACGUGAUAGUGUGGGGAGAUGGGGGUGUCUAGGACAAAGAGAAAAAACUCUGGAAAAAGUAACACCCCCCCAACAACAAUGAAAAAAUUACAUUUGAUAAAUGUUACACAGAUGCAUUUAUGCAUUUGAAUACUCUGUAAUUUAUACGGUGUACUAUAUAAUGGGAUUUAAAAAGUGCUAUCUUUUCUAUUUCAAGUUAAUUGCAAAUGGUUUUGUAACUCUUUGCUUUUUAAAUCUUUAAAAAAUAUUGCUAAGUACUGUACAGGGUUGUACAACAAGAACCUAAUGUCAUGGCAAAUGAAAGAUUGACUCAUUCUUCAAACAUUAACCACUUUGCUGUCGAAGCUGUCUGAAGGAUGUUAAGUUCCUAGGUGUCCUGUAGUACAGGAAAAUAAGUGCAUAUUAAAACAGGGUCACUAGGAACAGCCAAAAGCAAUUCAGAUAAAAUGGGUACAACCUUUUUGACUCAAAUCUAGCAGUUGCUGUUCAACUUCAAACAAUUUAAAGUACUUCUGUUCCCUUUUGUCAAUUCUGUAUUUCCUACCUCCAACUCAAAGCUGGAGUUCUGACUGCUACCAAAAAAGGUUACUUCUUGUAUGAUUGUUUUUCCCCAAUAUGCUUGGAAUAGGAAAGGUAGACAGAACUCAGUGUCAAACUCAAAGUGACCUUGAAUCCUAUUUGCAAAAGCUAUUCUGAAAAUGUCCCCCAGUACCAUAUACUUUUAUGUUAGAAACUGUUCCUGCUUUUCAUUAUGAUUAAGAGGCUUUAGGCAUUCUUUGACCCAUCUCAAUGAGAGAUGAAGGUUAUCAGUAUGUAACAGAUAGUUGUCAUUAGGUUGCACCUCUCUUUAAUAAAGCAGCAUUUGUUGACACACCAUGUUCAGGUGAAACCUGAAAGAGAGAAAUUCUAAGAACUCCCAACUCCGCAGUAUUCAUGUAGAAUUUGCAGUCUAGAAGUGUAAAUUUUGAAAAUAUGUUGCAAAAUAUAGUGCCAAUAGAAAGGUUGCCAUUGACUUUUAUGGUUCAAGCUCUGUUUGAUUUAGAGGUCUGAGUUAUGUUCAGUAUGAAGUAAGAAAAACAAACACACAUAAAAAAAAAAAAAAAAGAUAAAUGAGAAAUAUAUGUAUUUUUAAUUUUUAAUCUUUAUUUAUUACUGGAAAGGCCAUCAAGCCUAUUGUGAACUGAACUACAUCCAGCAGAGAAAAUCAUGUAUAAAUUAGUUUUUUUUUCAUUUUUUUUUUUUUUUCUGUUCAACUGAACAGAGAUGGACACUAAAUAAGGAAUUUUUAGAACAUAAGUACACUCUGUCGCUCCAAAUUACCCUUCUUUUAUGUUUAGCUUUUUGGAAGUUUUCCACAAUGAUAUGUGCUUUAAAAUCAGAAGGUGGGCUUAGAAUUUUAUUCCCUCAAAUUCUUUAGCUGGAAUCACUUCUAAGUGAUGUACCAUGUGAAAAACCAUGGUUGUAUUAAAACCAUGAUGCUGAUCUCAAAAUUAUACAAUCUUCCAGCAACUUUACUAAAUCUGUGACUGCCAAGAACUCUGAAUUUCUUGCCAGCUCAGUGGUGGAAUUAAUUUUUUUUCCCCCUUUUUUUUUUUUAGCUUACUUUCUCCUGAACGUGGGGGCAAGGAAAAGUUUGCAAAAAAAGAGGAAAAAAGCUAGUUUUUUUUUUGUUGUUGUUGUUUGCUUGUUUGUUUGUUUGUAGGGAGUAGGGAACCAAAGAGAAAACUUUAUACAGUGACCAAGUGACCAACUAGGGAUGAGAAGUUGUUAGAAGUGGAUUGACAGUAAAAGCUGGAGCACUUUCACUGUGCAGACUUUUUACUUUAUAAGGCUGCUUAUGUUGGGAGAGAGGGUUUUAAUCCUUUCCUUUGGUCAUUUCCUUAACUCAUACUUGAAAUCCAGCAGUCUGUGAGUGUGCAGUUUCUCAAAUUCAAAUUGUAUGAUAACACUCAUUUUCUGCAAAAACACAAUGGAUCUAGUUAUGGUCAAUGGCAAAGUACAAUCACUAUAUAAAGAACUGCAUCCUCCCCCCAGCACCUUUUAGAAUCACAAUUUGAAAUUCCAGUCUAUAUUCUGUAUAUUUGCUAUUUUCUCCAGCUAUAACAGGUAUCUUAGGCAACCUGUGUGGCUACUGUAAUAGUAAAGUCACUUAAAUUUUGCUGAAUAAAAGGCUGCCAUAUGAUUUCCAAUGGUGUAAUUAUAGGUAGAGACGUCUAUGCAAAGUCUUUUAUCUGUGACCUAUUUGCUCUAGAUUAUGAUGGGAAGGUUGAUACUUUGUUUUGUUCAUUUAAGGUGUUUUAGCUGCCAAAGCCCACAAGACAAGGAGCAGAUAGUUGUGCUUCUACACGCUUCCAUGCCGGAUACAUAAAAGUUUUUUUGAGAUUAAGUAGAGGCAGAGAGUCCCAUCGGGUGUGGAUGUAACAUUUAAUUUCACUGAAAUAACUAGCUAUAUGUUUGAUUUCAAAGGCAUCCUUUGAAUGUAUGCACAUACUAGCAUUUCAUAUUUCAAUGACUGAUGCUGGAGGAAUCUUUCUACUCCUUUGGACAUCUUCUGUUCUAGGCCUCAGGAUACCAUGGUUUUAAGAUGAGUUAGGCGCCUUAUUUGUAGCAAAUCUCUUAUUCAGGGAGUUCAGCUGUACUCUAAGUGAAAGAUCCAUGAGCCCAAACUGAAGGCAACAAAUGUGGUUAUUGAUCUAAUAAGGUAAAAACAGAAGGCAUUCACAAACUGUUUGGGUUAAUCUCAGAUGACAAAAUGUAUAUAUAUAUAUAUAUGUUUGGAGUAUUACUGACUUACCUAGAUAAAAAAUCAAAAUGAUAUUAAAGACAGCAUAGUUUAUGCUUCUUUUUGGUAUGAAGAAAAAGAUAUAUUUUUUUUAUGUGAUAUUGACAAAAUUUCUUUUAAAUAAGUACACUUCUGAAAAAAAAAGUAAAAAGCCACUUAUGCCAAAAUUCCUGGAUAGAACUGGGAGUAUUAUUUAAACAAAUUCACAGCAGUAGUCAACCAAAAGAUCAUAUGUUGCAUUUGAAGAAUGUUUCUUCUAAUUCUAUUUGCUACCCAGCUGCAGAAGAUUUUAUGUAUUUCAACCUACAGCAGAGUUUGGGAUUUUUCAAAGUGUCAGUCACACAGACAACUGAAGCUUGGUUUCAAAACAUAUCUAGACAAAUAGGUCAUGGGCAGUUUUCACUAGAUUUUUUUUUUUUUUAAAAGAAAAAGUUUAAAAAUGGACAAUGAUCUUUGGUGAUACAAAUUUUAAUAAUUGUCUUUUUCCUAGUGCUUAUGAACAUGGGGUCAUCUUCACUUGGUACAAAUAUCUGACCACAAAUAACUAAAGAGAACUAUAGAGCAGUAGUCCUCAAUGAAUGCAUAUACAACUAAUUAGAAACCCCAAAAAUCUAGGUCCUGAUUUGCAAGGUUUCAUUGAACCUGGGGACAAAUGAAUGGUUUACAUACAACAUAUCUUAUAUCAUCCAUUGUACGCUGCUAAUAGCUGACAUAAAUGUUAAUAGCUGAUAAGAUUGGUGAGUGGAAUAAAAUAAGAGUCUAAGUGAAAUUAUUUUAAACUGGUAUCACAACACUGCUUUGUCCAGUGCAAUGGUUCCUUCUGAAGACUUACUUAUUUACAACCCGGUCUUUGUUUUCACAUAUUCUGUCACUUCCUUGCAUGUAGCUUGUUAGCAGAAACAAACACCUAAUGGAUGCACGGACUUUUGGUUUUUACUGGAGACACUGUUAUUGAAUUUAUUCAUAAGAAUAUUUAGGCAUAGAGUUACUUUUGAAUGAAAAUAUAUUAGCAUUUUUUUUUCUGUAAGCCAAUAAAGAAAUACAAUGGAUGUGAUGAUAAAAGAAAAAUGCAAUAGAUUAUGCUAUUUGCUACUAGAACAGAUCAACUAUAUUUUUCUCUCAAUCAUUUUCUCUUUUCAUGAGAGAAAAUUACUCCCUCUAAAAAAAAUAUUGAUUUAAUUUUGCAAGCAAAAGUACUUAUGCAUAUUGUAUUGUUGUUAUGAUGUUAAGGGUCUACAUAAGGCACUUUAUUGAUGACAUUGAAAUGAAAGUUCAGGCUCAGCUUUUGACAGUGAAGUGGUUAACUGCCAUUAAAUUCUCCAUUUAUAGUACUUUUUCAACUUAAAUUAUAACAUAGAAAUAUUAAAGCUUUUUUUUUUCUUUUUUCUUUUUUCUUUUUUUUUUCCUUUAAAGAGAAUAAUGGUUUUAGUCAUAAUUUAUCUUUCUAGCUCAGUGGAAUAACAAACAACAACAACAACAAAAGAAUGUGCCACAACCAAAUGUUACUGGCUCUGAGUCUCAUCAAAUACUGCCUGAUGACCUCUUCUAAACACAAAGAUAAUCAUAUGAAGCUGAAGAACACUCCUUCCCUGAACUCUGCUGAGCAGGGCACUCUGUAUCCCACAUGAUACUACAGGCAAUAUUGAAGCAUUUGGCAUUAAAUUUUGUACAACAUAGAAUGUGUUGAUCUUUAAAAGGACACUGGCUAGUGGUCCAUCUGGAAAACUAGUCCGAAAGGGAUCUGGCUGGGGCUCUGUGGAAGUGUGCCUCAUGAGAGCUGAGUUCUGAUCCUCUCAGAAAUGUAAGCUACUAAAUAAUGUCAUGUCACUUGGUCCCAAAUAUCUGAAGAUCUUUCAUAAAAUUAAUUUUAACUGAGACAUGCACACUUGAUUCUGUUCUGUGUUUGGUAUAUUUUCUAUCUUUAACAUGGAAAAAUAGAUUAUUUGAAGUCUGCAUUAUCUAUUUUCUGCAAUCUGCCAUGUUGCACGCAUUGUUAACUUCGAAAUCUCACUAUACACUAUAUAUUAUCUUCUUGACAUAUUCAGUAAAGAGUUAUUUAAAAAAAUACAACAAUCCUACUGUAUUUAUAUGAACAAGUUAAUUAAAAUAAGGAUGUGAACAUCUGAGAAGGAAAACAGAAAAAUAUCAACUUCUGUACUUUCAGUCCUGGAAAUAUUUUCAAAUAUUUUACUAUAUGUCCACCUUCUCUUCAGAUUCUAAAGGAAAAAUAUUUUUAGUCUUCUAUCUGUCAAAGAGUUAAACCAUUUGUUAAUUCAAUUGUUCAGAUUUAAUCUUAUGUUUAUAAGAUAUUUAUUUUGAUAUGCAUAUAGGAAAGCACUGUAAAACAAGAACAGAUUGUAAUCCAGUGUUUGAAGUUAGUAGAUACACUUAAGCAACUACACACAUCUAUAACAAAUAUAUACGUGGAAGCUGUGACCCCUUAUAUGCGUAGUCAUUCGAAAAAUGCAUUUGACAUUCACCCUUGACAAUCUUAAACCCACGUUUUACCUAUUUAAACUUUCCUUGAAAUGAAAUGUGAUUUUUUUUUUUUUCCCAAUUCUCCCUUCAAAAUUGUUCUUGACUUUUCAGAAUGCACAACAUUAAGACAUAAGCCUUAAUAAAUUUUUGUAUAUGUUAUACCUAACAUAUAUGGUAAUAUAUACAGUAUGUAUGAAAAGAUGCUAUAGGUACUUGGGAAUGAAAAUUCUCCUUAAUCUAGUUACAUAUACAGGAACUAUUUUUUAGCAUUGACAGAACCUGAAAUAUUGAAUGUUACAAGCUAUGUCAUUUCAAAGUUUAGAACUGUAAUACUGCUGAGUGUCAAAAUUCCUCUGUAAAUUGUCUCAUUCUCUGUCUUAACCCUGAAUGCCAUGGAAAACUACAAUAGCUGCUGUGCAAUACAUCCAGAUCUACACCACUCUCUCCUCCCCUUACUAUGCUUCCCUGAACUUGGUGUUCCCUUGGAGACAGAUUAGACCCUGGUACCUAAGUUAACUUCUUGUUUUACCAUGGGAAGGUGGAGAAUAGAUGUAAUAGAAAUAUAAAUACUGUUGACUAUUUUGGUAUUCUGGCAAAAAAUAAUUGCAUCAUCAUUUUCAAGCAAUGGUUUUGUUUUCUUUGUCUCAAAAAACCUGAAAAACAUGGACUACUUCAUCAGAUAAUCUGAUAAUAGUCCUCAGUGAUUUAUCUUAGUAGAGACCAAUAUUUACAUUUAUUUAGUUGUAAGCUUAGUUUUCUGUAGCUGCACACAUAUAUGUGUGUGUAUAUAAGUUCCCAGGGCUUUCUACAGAGGGUUUAGCUACAAGGAACUCUCAAAUCAAGCAUGUGAAAGAGUAUUUUUCAACAUGUUUCAGUCAACAUUUUUCACUAUCUCAUUUUAAAUAGGAUGCUUCUCUGUAAGAAAAGUUAUGGUGCCAUAAGGAGAGACUACAUUCAGUCAUUAAAGUAUGAAAUGAAUAUUUUAAUUCUGUCUGAAGUACCAAUGUCAAAAAGGCUCAAAUUAAGAACCACUAAAAAUUCUAUUGCGCAGGUAGGUAAUAUUUUAACAAUAAUUUAUAUUCUUAAAUUAGUACAGUGUUAUGGUGAACUCCUUGCCCCAUUAAUUUCAACUAUAAAUUUGGAUAUUUAUAGGAAUAUUUCAGCAGGAUUAUUGAAAAAAAAACAGUAUGCUAUAUUGUAUAACGUCACACUGUAUCCUCGUGUGAAAUACAUCUACCAAGCAAGACAGAAGACCUAUGCAUCACAUUAUAAGUUUGCUAUCUCUUUUGAAUGAAAUACAAAUACUUCAUAGAAAAUGAGACAGGAGAGAAAUAUAUACUGCACAACGUUGCCCACUCCAAAGCCACACAAAGUAUAGACUUUAAAAUUCCCAAAUAGGCUAAUGAGCAUAGCAAGGAUGUUCUUUUACAUACAGACAUAUUUUCUGUUUAAAACUCCAUAUGCUAGCUAACAUGUGUGAUUACAAAAAUGCAUGUGUGAGUUUAUAUUAUAGUUACACUUUUCUGGGGGCGUCUCAUAUAGAAUAAGUACAAUCUUGCCUCUCUGAAAUUGGUCCAUUACUUACCUUAUUCAUACGCAGAAGUGAUGAAGUCCAAAGUCAUGCUCAUUACACUAUCCUGGUUUUCUAAGCACAGUAUGCCUUGAAGAAUGAAGACACAUAAACUAUUAUGGAAAAUCCAACUCAUACAAACUGUUGUGUUUACAACUUGAAUAUGCUCUGUGCAAAAGCAAGACAUCUCUGAAUAAUCAUCAAAGUGUUAAGGUGAACAUAACUAUUCUUGAAAAGCAUAAUUACCAGAGAGAUUUCAAUAAAAUGCUGUAUUACUCAAGUGAAAUCAAUAUUUCAACUUCUAGAAGCUUUGAACAGGUGAUCUUACAGAUAAAUAAAAUUCUUUUUGAAGACUGGAAAAAUAUACCUAAAGAGUGGAAUAACCUAAUUUUUAUACUUUGAAACAGGCUACUGAUGAAGGAAAAAGGAAUUUCGUCCAGUGAAGAUGAAAUAUAGUAGUAAUGAUGGAUAGAAUACAGAGAUACUUCUCUUUAUUUUUAUAGCUAUACAUUUGUAACAUAACUUUAUUAUUAUUAUUAUUUAAUUUCCUUUGCAAUUUUCAGAUCAUUUAGGCCCACUUCUAAAACAUAUACAAUAUUUCAAAACAAUGAAAUUCUCAGAAAUACCUGUGAUACCUUUCAAUGAAUAGAAUUAAGAAAAUGCAAUAAAUUUAUUAUUUACAGGAAAUGCACAAUAC
This is a messenger RNA of Oxyura jamaicensis (ruddy duck), 9871 nucleotides long. It is a transcript of the gene FLRT2, whose product is annotated as fibronectin leucine rich transmembrane protein 2. The record is from RefSeq and is a predicted model, not a curated record. The transcript has a single exon. Bases 365 to 2350 code for a protein of 661 amino acids. Gene Ontology annotation, molecular function: protein binding. NCBI's taxonomy places the organism in Eukaryota, Metazoa, Chordata, Aves, Anseriformes, Anatidae.